UAAGCAACGUCGUUUGUCGCGUGUCCUGCAUGGAGAGAUAAAUACAUUUAGUUUCCAACACAAUUGAACGUCGUCUUUUAGUAAAGGAAUGGCCCAGGAUCAGCUUCUCAAGGGUCUUAGGAAGGAUGUCCGCUCUCUGCUGAUAUCUGCCAAGCAUGGCUUGACCCCAGAACAGCUCAAAAGAGACUACCAGACCAUGCUGGGCUAUCCCAUGCCCCUCAGGUUACUGGGUUUCCAUAAUAUUCUGGAAAUGGUUAAGGAAAUGCCCGAUGUUGUGCGCUUGGAAUUCCGCCUGGAUGGCAGCAUCAUUUUGAAAGCCAUUGGAGAUGAAAGCACCAAAGGUAUUGAAGAGCUGGUGUCAAAACAACGUGACCACAAACCCAAACCCAAAUCCUAUGAAAGGAAGAGAAAACCAGGGAAUUUCCAAGUCCGUUACAUGCCCCACCAGCCAGUUAUUCUUCCUCGCCGUGGCCAGGUUAAACCCACCCUGCCUGCACAGCUACGCAGCCAACUAAAACAAUUACUAUCCCAUGGCCCUGUCAGACUAUCAGAGCUGGAGCCCAGGUAUAUAGCACAGUUUGGAAGGCCGUUCCAGAUAAUGCAGUAUGGCUUCUACUCCAUUUCCGAAAUGCUGGCGGCUGCUUCGGACUUCAUAGUCAUGAAGCAAAGUCGCACUGGAACUCAGUUGCUUCUGAGAAGUCCAGUCUCCACACAGGAUGAGAAAUAUAAUCUGAAGUUAAAUCCUUCCAAGCAGUUGGCAUCUCCUAUUGUGGCAAAGGAGAAGCCGGUGGCAUUCAGUCCUAAAGCAUUUACACCACCAGAACGUGAGAAAGACCAUCAAGAUUCACAGAUCUUCUCUGCCUUUCCAUCGCCAGAUCCCAAAAAAGGAGAUCCAUCAUUUGAAAAAACGGUUUUAAAGGUUGAGGAGGAGCUCAAACAGCAGAUUCUUGAGAAGGGCACCACUGGCAAUGUCAGUUGCGAGCUGAAAGAUAAGCUCCGGAAGGUUGUAGCUGAAAUUGGCAAUGGAAUCUCCAUUCACAAUCUCCCCAAAGAAUACAAGAGAAUGUAUGGCGAGGAGUUGCCGUUGACCCAAUGUGGCUUUCUGAGUGCGAAAGAGAUGGUUGGAGCUUUGAGCGACACGUUCUCCAUCCAACCUGGAACCGAAGAUGACGAAAACCACUGGAUCAUUGUUGAGUACAAACUGAAUGACACACCACCAACUGAACCUGAAUUAGCCACGGGUCACGGCACCACUUCCAGUCCGGCAGCCGAAUUGACGAAUCCCUCCAGGAAAGACUAUUACUUCAGCUGCACUGAGUCUGCCUGCGAGCACAAAGAGGCGGAGCAAACCACAGACUCCCAAGUGUCUGAUACUGAGAACAAAGUCACCAAUAAGACCAUUCAUCAGAUGCCGGAUCUUUUCCCGGAGUUGAAGGUGACCGGUGGCACGUUGAUUCCUCCUGACGCAGUGCGCUGCCAGAAGCUGAAGCCUCCCACUCGCAGGAAGGAGAGAGAGCUGGUGCCAGUGCUGGUGGAGCAGACAGAGUCUCCCAGUCAGUUCUACGUCCGCUUCAGCCAAAACAAGGAGGCCAGAGCCCUUGAGAACAUGAUGAUUGAAAUGAGGAGCUGUUACUCAUGUCCAGAUGUGAUGGAGAGAUACCGGCUGCCUGAUGCUUAUGUGCGGCCAGGUCAGGUGUGCUGUGUGGCCCCCAGAGACAUGUGGUUGUACAGAGUGGUGAUCCAUGAGGUACUCGGUGACACUGAGGUAAAGGUCUACUAUGUAGACUUUGGGAAUAUCACCAAAGUGGAUCAGAAUAGCCUCCGAUUUCUCAAAGCUUGUUACGCUGACCUCCCGGCCCAGGCUGUCCCGUCAAUGUUAGCUGGAGUUCGGCCCAUCACGAGCAUUUGGACUCAGAGUGCCAUCAGCUCGUUCCAGAGGAUGUGCUGUGAGCGCACUCUGGUGGCCGCCAUCCACAGCUACCAAGAGAACUUCUUGUUGCUCUUCCUGUGUGACACAAACACAGAAGAGGAUGUUUACAUUCAUCUCGUACUACAGGAAGAGGGUCACGCCCUUUCAUGCACUACUGCUUUUGGAUCGGUAUCAGGAGAGUUCAAUCCAUUGAGCUUUUACCUUGGAGGUGAUCAACUUGAGGACAUAAAAGAGUCUGUUUCACCUUCCACACCUUCUCCAGAUGCCAAACAUGUACAGAACUCUGAGGUCCAAUCUUGUGGAAGUCCCUCUCUGAGCUCCUCUCAAACGUUUUUCAGCUCUGAAAAUGGAGAAAAUAUCCACUCCUCCAAAGAUGUGGACCCAAUCCUGGAUCUUCCUGAGCUAGAGUUUAUUACUGUUCCUGAGGUCAAUGCUGCAGCUAAAAGUGAGAAAAUAAAUCCAUUUGAGGCUCUCCAGAGUAAAGACCCAUCAUUCUGCAAUGAAUGGGACCAGGGAUGGACAGCAGAUAAUAAAACAGAUAAGACGACUCUUAAAACUGACAUCCAGACAGAAGAAGGAUUGAAACAAGCAGCAGUAAGUGAACUUCAGAGGUGUGAGUUUCUAGGUGAACCAAAACCAGUCAUAUCCAGAUGCAGCAGCCCCCUCAUCAUCCACAAUCCCGGCCUGAUGCAGUUUAACUGCAGUCAUGCAGGUGUUCCUGUUUAUCCGGUUCAGCCCCAACACUCUAACUUCAUGUUGCGUUUAGUCCGCACAUCAGACAGACUGGGUUCACAUGCUCCAUUCCAGCACCACACAUCUCCGUUAGCUCUGAGACCAGCUGCUCGCCUGUCUGCUGGGGCCAACAUUUUCAACUGGUUCUCCAACCAAAUAGCCUGAUUAGUCAAAAGUACAGCGCUGAUGUUUUACAAUACG
Xyrauchen texanus (razorback sucker) is the source of this 2863-nucleotide messenger RNA. RefSeq names its product tudor domain containing 5 (gene tdrd5). NCBI's taxonomy places the organism in Eukaryota, Metazoa, Chordata, Actinopteri, Cypriniformes, Catostomidae. The coding region runs from base 89 to 2827 and encodes 912 amino acids. The transcript has 18 exons. The record is from RefSeq and is a predicted model, not a curated record. Gene Ontology annotation, biological process: spermatogenesis; germ cell development.